This is a messenger RNA of Zingiber officinale, 4224 nucleotides long. Its product is annotated as putative disease resistance protein RGA3. Gene Ontology annotation, molecular function: protein binding; ADP binding. The record is from RefSeq and is a predicted model, not a curated record. NCBI's taxonomy places the organism in Eukaryota, Viridiplantae, Streptophyta, Magnoliopsida, Zingiberales, Zingiberaceae. Bases 52 to 3483 code for a protein of 1143 amino acids. Gene Ontology annotation, biological process: defense response to other organism. The transcript is spliced from 4 exons.
UCUUCUCCAUCUGAAAAGCCAAUAAAUCCACAACUCAGAUCUUACCUCGAAAUGGCGAUGGUCUUAGAUUUUUUUGUCUCAAAAUUUAUCAAAGACACAUCAGACAUGGUGGAGAAGGAAAUCUUUAAGAUGCUCGGAGUGGACAAGGAGAUCAAAACCCUCCAAGUUAAGUUGGGAACAAUCAAUGGUUAUCUUCAACAGGCAGAACGUAAGAGACAUGGAAAUGAUGAAAUUGAUAUAUGGGUGAGGAAGUUGAAAGAUAUCAUGUACGAUGCUGAUGAUGUUAUUGAUCUUUGUAUGAUCGAAGGGGGGAAGUUAUUGAUGGCUCAUGCCUCAUCAAGUUCAUCGACUGUAAGCAUCCCUUUCAGCUAUCUCUUUUCAUGCUUUAAGUGUCUCAAGUAUCGUCAUGAUAUUGCCAACCAGAUUAUAUCUUUGAAUAGUCGGUUAGAAGGUCUAAAAAAUGAUGCUGUUAUCAAAAAUAACUUAGAUCAAGCAAUGAAAGAACCCAUCGAAAAUGCUAAUAAAGUAGUAUUUGGACGUGAAACAUCCCACCUACAAGUAGAAGGAGAUAUUAUUGGGACGCAAAUUGAAAAUGCUACUGAGAAGCUAAUUAGUUUGAUACUCGAGAAUAAUCCAAAGAAAACUCGUGUGUUUGGAGUUGUGGGGACUGGGGGAAUUGGAAAGAGCACUUUAGCAAGUAAAAUAUUUGAGGAUGAGAGGAUCAAAGAGAAUUUUUCAAACAGAAAAUGGUUGUAUGUUUCUAAGAACUACAUUGAAACUGAUUUAUUAAAGAAGUUGAUUAGAUUUGAGGAAGGAAGUGAAACCAAAGGGGAAAAUUUUGAGGGAAAAAGUAAAGCAGAUUUGGAGAACAAACUUGUGUCUGUUCUGACAAGAAACACUUUCAUUGUGUUAGAUGAUGUCUGGAAUUCAACUGUGUGGAUAGAUUUGUUGAGGAAACCUAUAGUUAAAAGUGCAAGUACUUGUACGAUCUUAGUUACGUCUAGAAAGGAAAAGGUUGUAAUGCAAAUGAAACCAGCAUAUAUUCACUCAGUUGAAAAAAUGAAUGAAGAAAGUGGUUGGAAUUUGCUUAAACAUUUGGUGUUUGAAGGUGGAGAGGAAGAAGAUGAGAUUUCAAGUUUGGAAGAAAUAGGGAUUAAACUGGUUAAGAAAUGUGAUGGAUUGCCUCUUGCAAUUAAAGCUAUUGGAGGGGUUCUAUACCAGCAAAAUAAAGCAAAAUGGGAGGAGGUUCUUGAAAGCGAUGCAUGGAAGAUGGACCAGAUUGAAGAAGAACUAAGACCUUUAUACUUGAGCUACGAAGAUUUACCAUCUACAUUAAAACAAUGUUUCCUCUAUUGUUCUUUGUACCCUCAAAAAAAUAUGUAUUAUAAGGAGGUUGUUCAGUUUUGGGUAGCCGAAGGUCUUAUUGUUGAUGAUCAAGAUAAGUCCAGGAAAGAUCUUCCAACCGGAAAACAAAAAACGCUGGAAGAUUUAGGAGAGGAGAUUUAUAGAGAGCUAAUUUUGAGGAAUCUCUUGGAAGCUGAUGCAAUUGUAGAUGUAUCCAAAAAUUACUUCUCUAUGCACGAUCACUUUCGGUCUCUCGGUGCACAUUUGAUGAGCGAGGAAGGGAUUCUAUAUCGACAUGGUAGGGAAUUCAAAACAGAUGAAAACAUUAAGAUUCGCCGGUUGUCAAUCUCAAAUAUGGCGCCGAAGCUAGUGUUACCUUCUCAAAUUCUAAACCAAGCUUGUCUGAGGACUCUAAUCCUUAUGGAGUCUCCUAAAACCAAGGCGAUUGAAGAUAGUGUACUGCAAUCAUUACCUUGCUUGCGAGUUUUGGAUCUCACUAGCACAUCCAUUGAAAAAAUUCCAGACUGCAUUGGGGAUUUGUUACAUUUAAGAUAUUUAGAUCUUGAUGGGACAAAUAUUCGAGAGAUUCCAACAACUAUUGGGAAUCUUGUAUACCUUCAGAAUCUGAAUAUCUCAGAGUGUCAAUACUUGGAAAGGCUUCCCAAGUCCAUCACUAUGUUGCAUAAUCUAAGAUGUCUUGACAUGAGAGAUAGUCCACUGCUGACUUACGUGCCCAAGGGAAUCGGGAAGCUGGAAAAUUUCUAUAAUCUUCAGGGAUUUCUGGUGGGGCAGAAUGACUCAACCUCUGAUGAAGGUUGUGACUUGGAAGAGCUGAAAAAUCUCUCCAAGUUGAGAGACAUAAGCAUUUACAGGCUUGAGAGGGCAGAAAGAGGAGCCUCUGCACUUGCAGACAAACCUUUCCUUAAGCAGCUAACGCUUGGAUGGAUGCAGCCGGAUGAGGAUGAUGCAGAUGAGGAGGAAGAAUCAGAAGGUGCUAAUGAAGUAGGCUCCGACGAAGAGGCAGAUAAUGACGGCAAUGAUGAUAAAGAUGCAGGCAAUGAGAAGGGGGAUGACAAUGAUGAUGGCUCAAAACAAGAAAAUGAAAAUGAGGAGGCAGAAGAAGCAGGCAACGAAACAGAAGACGAAACUGAGGAGGACGAGGCGGAGGAAGACAAAAAAGGAUGGAGCGAGAAGCAAAUUAGAAAAGCCGAGAGGAUAUGCAAUGAAAUGUCUCAGCCUUCAUCAAACAUAGAAGACCUUUUCUUCUAUGAGUAUCCCGGACGACAGCUCCCGAGCUGGAUGAUAUCCUCUUCCCUGGCUGAAUCUUUUCCAAACUUGGCAUAUUUGAAGCUCCUUGGUUUGCCAUGUUGCACAGAGCUCCCUCCCUUUGGCACACUGCCCCAGCUGAAGUACCUCAGUAUUGAACGGGCAAGCGCAAUAACCACCAUCGGUUCUCGAUUCCUCGGAUCAAGAAGCUCUGCCUUUCCCAAACUCGAAGUGCUCCAAUUCGACGACAUGCCUAAAUGGGAGGAAUGGACGUUCGAUGGAGUAGAGGAGUUAACUGGUCAUGGAACACCACUUGCAGUGAAGUUGUUUCCAAGUCUCAGGGAUUGUGUCAUCUUCGACUGUCCAAAGCUGAGAGCUCUUCCUGCAGGUCUCUACCGCGCCACCAACUUCAACGAAUUGUGCCUGCGCCAAACGUAUGUGCUAGGAGAAAUAAUCAAUCUCCCUAUGGCGUACAAGCUCGAGGUGACAAAUGGCAGUGGAUUGAAGAAGAUAUCCAACAUCUCAUCAGUAAGAUAUCUUGAGGUUGAUAAUUGUCCCAACUUGGAGUGCGUGGAAAAUCUUACCAAGCUGCAGCAUUUAGUGUUGAUAUGUUCAGAGGAAACUGAACAGCUCCCGCAGUGGUUAUCGGGUCUGAUCGAGCAGCAUAACAACACAUCUAGCACUCACAGGAGUUUCAGAAAAUUCGAGAUGCAAUGCAGCCUGCAACUACUGCAGACCUGUCUUGAGGGCAAUGAGAAUUGGGACAUCAUCAAGCAAAUUCCUAAUGUCAAAGUCAAAACACCUUCUGGAAAAGCGUAUAUACGCUAUACCAAGGAUCCCUACAUGUAUGAUCCACACGUUCCUGCUAAUUGAGAAAGGUUUGUAUCAGUAAAAGUAUCAGUUAGUAUUUGCUUUAAUUGUAUUGGUGAAUAAAGCUAUGCAGCGCAAGAUUGUGAUUUCUACGGUGCUGUUUGCAUUUGCUUUCUUCGGGGGUGCAAGAUUGUUUGUUUAGAAUAACUUCAGUUGCUCAAGGGAAAUAUUUGGCGUGGCCAUAUAAUUUAUAUAUUGUUUGAAGUACUUUUUGCGAAGUCCCUUAGUCUAGUCUCCUCCUCCUCCUCCUCCUCGUCAGUCAGCUUAUUAGUUCAUAUCAUUUGAAGCCUUCAAGUGUGUUUGUGUUUUCCAUGUUGGUAAAUAAAAGCUAUUUGAUGCAAGAUGUGAUGAUUUCUACCAAUAAAAUUUGCAUUCUUGAAUUUGAUUUACUGUUGGUGUGUUGGGCGAAACCAUUGUCUUUCUACACAUUGUUGGCAAAACCAUUAUGUCUUUCUACAAGUUGAAGGUUUAUAUCUUGAAAAUUCACAAUGUGGGAGAGAAGUGAUGAUUUUAAUCAAACAAUUUGUAUUUUAAUUUAAUCUUUUCCGUACCUUGAGUUUGUCUCUACCAACAAGGGCGAUUCAUCAACUUGUGUAAUCGUUUAGUUCUUGGAUUGCUCUUUUAUUUUUAGAAUCAUAUGAUAUUGUUAGCUUGUGUUUUCUUUAUCAGUAAUAAGCCUGUUCAGCUGAGGAUGUGAUGAUUGUGAUUUAUAUCACAGUUUGUAUUUUUUUUUUCCCUUUCAAA